This is a messenger RNA of Sapajus apella (tufted capuchin), 6555 nucleotides long. RefSeq names its product synaptonemal complex protein 2 (gene SYCP2). Bases 1 to 5826 code for a protein of 1941 amino acids. The record is from RefSeq and is a predicted model, not a curated record. Lineage: Eukaryota; Metazoa; Chordata; Mammalia; Primates; Cebidae. The transcript is spliced from 46 exons.
AUGUACAGUGUGACCCACAUCAUGGUCCCUCCAGGCAUUCCUGCCCCACGACAAGGAAAACCUGAGACCACAUCUGCUUGCCAAUGGCUGUCUUCUAACAGUGGGAAACUAUUAAUAGGCAAGAAAUUAUCAGUCAUCACACAACCAUUCCUGGGCAUUGAGACCGCCCUGCAUCAGAGGAUGUCAGCAUUUAUCUUUUGGGAAUCCAGUUACAAGGUGGAACUAGAAGGAGAGCAUAGCGCGGGAGGACAGGGAGCUGAAAGGCCGCCCCCAAGGCCCGAGCUCCGGGACAGCUGGGACCCAGUGACCGGAAGGUCCGGCCUGAGCCACGCCCCCUGCGUCCCCCAAACCCCCGCAACGCGACGACCUCUCAGGUCACCAACCCCUCAGGCCUCGUGUGAGUUCAAGGGGCGGGGCCUGGCCGGCGGUGACGCCGAUUGGACGCACUACCGACCGCGCCUGGCGCGGAUUGGACGGGCGCUUCCCGCCUUCCACCGGCUUCCUGAGGCGCCACGGCGGUGCCUGAGGCGCGGAGCCGCGACGCUGGUAGGCAGCGGGGGCUGCUCCACCGACUCCACGCGGAGGCCUCCUCCUGCUGGCAGGUUGAGCAGGGAGCCUGCCACCAAGGGGGAGGGGGCGCGGUUCUGCAGCCGCGCGGCGGGGGAGACGCCGAGGCUGGGCCGGGGCGCGGGCUGUGCGGAGUCCGCAGCGAACGUGGUGCGCGCGGGCGCUGGCCCGGGACAGGAUCCGGUUGGUGCGGGCGCGGGCCUCGGCCCCGGGGAUGGGAAGUGGGCUCUCCGAGCCGCCCCCACGCGUUCGCGACUGUCGGUGGCUGAAGCCCGGGGCGGCGCGGUUGGCAAGGAGGGAGCUGGCCUGGGGCUGCGCGCGUCGGGCGCGGGAGGGGAGGCCGGGCCGCCCUGCCUGCUGCUGUGGUGCGGGCCGGACCGGGGUGGCGUCGGCGCUGCGGCCUGGGGCGCGCCUCGGCGUGUGCUUUGUUGGUUCGGGGGUGACCCUUGGAAAAAGGGGUCACCGUGCCGGCAUUGGGAGCAGGGACUUCGCCUUCGGCCUCAUUGUUGCCACUGCGGGUUCCGCUUAGAGAAAAACGGAGCGCGCUCAAAAUGGCCCUCCUCCUCCUCCUCCUCCUCCUCCUCCGCCCUGGCCGUCGGUUCUCGCCUUCGCUCCCUCCGCCUGCACCUGCGGCCCCCGAGCGAGCGAGCGGCUCAAUGGGUGGCACGUGGCUCCACCUGCGGCCUCUCCUGGCAGUUGGAAAAAUACAUUGAUGAUGCUCUAAGAAAAAAUGAUUUCAGACCUUUGAAAACACUUUUACAAAUUGAUAUUUGUGAAGAUGUGAAGAUUAAAUGCAGCAAACAGUUUUUCCACAAAGUGGACAACCUUAUUUGCAGGGAACUUAAUAAAGAGGAUAUGCACAAUGUUUCAACCAUUUUGGUUUCUGUUGGAAGAUGUGGCAAAAAUAUCAGUGUAUUGGGGCAAGCUGGACUUUUAACUAUGAUAAAACAAGGACUAAUACAAAAGAUGGCUUUCUGGUUUGAAAAAUCCAAGGAGAUUAUUCAGAGUCAAGAAAAUUCAAAAGAUGAAGCUGCUCUAAAUAUGAUAGAAGACUUAGUUGAUCUUCUGCUGGUCAUACAUGACGUCAGUGAUGAAGGUAAAAAACAAGUAGUGGAAAGUUUCGUACCUCGCAUUUGUUCCCUGGUUAUUGACUCAAGAGUGAAUAUUUGUAUUCAGCAAGAGAUAAUAAAAAAAAUGAAUGCUAUGCUUGACAAAAUGCCUCAAGAUGCCCGGAAAAUACUCUCUAACCAAGAAAUGUUAAUUCUCAUGGGUAGUAUGGGAGAGAGGAUUUUAGAUGCUGGAGAUUAUGACUUACAGGUAGGCAUUGUAGAAGCUUUAUGUAGAAUGACCACAGAAAAACAAAGACAAGAACUGGCACAUCAUUGGUUUUCAAUGGAUUUUAUUGCUAAUGCAUUUAAAAGAAUUAAGGACUCUGAAUUUGAAACAGAUUGCAGGAUAUUUCUCAACCUUGUAAAUGGCAUACUUGGAGACAAAAGAAGGGUUUUUACAUUUCCUUGUUUGUCAGCAUUUCUUGAUAAAUAUGAGCUGCAAAUACCAUCAGAUGAAAAACUUGAGGAAUUUUGGAUUGAUUUUAAUCUUGGGAGUCAGACUGUCUCAUUCUACAUUGCUGGAGAUAAUGAUGAUCAUCAGUGGGAAGCUGUUACUGUGCCGGAGGAAAAAGUACAAAUAUACAGCAUUGAAGUGAGAGAAUCAAAGAAGCUACUGACCAUAAUUCUAAAAAAUACAGUAAAAAUUAGUAAAAGAGAAGGGAAAGAAUUGCUUUUGUAUUUUGAUGCAUCACUAGAAAUCACUAAUGUGACUCAAAAAAUUUUUGGUGCAAAUAAACUUAGGGAAUCUAUCAGAAAACAAAGUAUUUCCGUUGCCAAAACAUCAGUGCAUAUACUUUUUGAUGCAAGUGGAUCACAGAUUCUAGUGCCAGAAAGUCAGAUCUCUCCAGUCGGAGAAGAACUCGUUAGUCUAAAAGAAAAAUCUAAGUCCCCAAAGGAAUUUGCUAAAUCUUCAAAAUAUAUCAAAAACAGUAACCAAGAGAAUAGAAACAACAGUCAGCUUGAGAUAAUUACUCCUAGUAAAAGAAAAAUGUCUGAAGCAUCAAUGAUUGUUUCUGGUGCAGAUAGAUACACUAUGAGAAGUCCAGUACUUUUCAUCAACACAUCAAUUCCACCACAGAGAAGAAAAAUUAAACCACCACUGCAAAUGACAAGUUCUGCAGAGAAAUCUAGUGUAUCUCAAACAUUAGAAAAUAGAGUGGAUAGUGCUGCAUCACUGAAAUCUAGACCAUCGGAAGGAAGACAUAGAAGAGAUAAUACAGACAAACAUGUUAAAACCACUAAAUGUAUAGAAAACACAGAAAAUAAGAACAUUGAAUUCCCGAACCAAAAUUUUAAUGAACUCCAGGAUGUUAUACCUGAUUCACAGGCAGUGGAAAAAAGAGAUCAUUCUACAUUACCUGGUGUUUUAGACAACAUCUAUGGAAAUAAAAUACACAGCAAAUGGGCAUGUUGGACACCUGUAACAAACAUUGAACUAUGUAGUAACCAAAGAGCAAGUAUUUCAUCAGGAGACACCUUUAAUCAAGAUAUUGUUAUAAAUAAAAAACCUAAACAAAAAUCAUACUCUUCAAUAUCUGAUAAUAAUUCUGAAGAAACAGCAAAAGUAAAAUAUAAGAAAGAAAGAACCGACCAUAUCAAAAUAGAUAAAGCAGAAGUUGAAGACUGCAAAAAACACAGUCAACAACAAAAUCAUCCUAAAUAUUCAGAGCAGAAAAAUACUGAAAAUAUCAAGCAGAGUGAUUGGCCUGUUGAAUCUGAAACUACUUUUAAAUCAGUUCUCUUAAAUAAGACAAUUGAAGAAUCGCUGAUUUAUAGGAAGAAAUGCAUAUUGUCAAAAGAUGUGAAUACUGCUACUUGUGAUAAAAAUCCUUCCACUAGCAAAAAUGUGAAAAGUCAUAGAAAAGCAGAGAAAGAAUUGACUUCCGAACUUAAUUCCUGGGAUUUGAAACAAAAAAAAAUGAGAGAAAAGUCAAAAGGGAAAGAAUUUACUGAUGCAGCAGAAUCCUUGAUAAGCCAAAUAAAUAAAAAAUACGAAACAAAACAUGACAUAAAGUCUACAAGAAAAUUAAAGGAGUCUUUGACUAACAGUGGUUUUUCAAACAAACCUGUUGUACAACUCAGUAAGGAAAAAGUUCAGAAAAAAAGCUACAGAAAACUGAAGACUACUUUUGUUAAUGUUACUUCUGAAUGUCCAUUGAAUGAUGUUUACAAUUUUAAUUUGAAUGGAGCUGAUGACCCUGUCAUAAAACUUGGAAUCCAAGAAUUUCAAGCUACAGCUAAAGAAGCCUGUGCGGAUAAGUCAGUAAGAUUGGUAGGUCUAAGGAAUCAUGAUGAACUUGAAUCUUCUGUCAAAACAAAAGAUAAAAAAAUUAUAACAAAUCACAAAAAGAAAAAUCUGUUUAGUGAUACUGAAACAGAGUUCAGAUGUGAUGACAGCAAGACUGAUAUUAGCUGGCUAACAGAACCGAAAUCAAAACCACAGCUAAUAGACUAUAGCAGAAAUAAAAAUGUGAAGAAUCAUAAAAGUGGAAAAUCAAGAUCAUCUUUGGAAAAGGGACAACCAAGAUCUAAAAUGACACCCAGUAAAAAUAUCACCAAAAAAAUGGACAAGACAGUUCCAGAUAGAAGAAUAAGACUUCCACGAAGAGCAACAAAAGCAAAAAAAAAUUAUAAAGAUCUCUCAAAUUCAGAAUCAGAGUGUGAAGAAGAAUUGUCACAUUCAUUUAAAGAGAACUUGCUAGUAAAGGAGGAGAAUAUCCAUUCCAGAAUCAAAACUUUAAAGCUACCAAAGAAACAACAGAAAGUCUUCUGUGCAGCAACAGAAAAGGAAUUAUCAAAACAAUGGAAAAACUCAAGUCUACUAAAGGAUACUAUACAAGAUAAUUGCCUUGACUUAUCUCCUGUAUCUUUAUCUGGCAGUUCAUCAUCUAUAGAAGUAAUGAGAUGUAUAGAGAAAAUAACAGAAAAGGAUUUUAUUCAGGAUUAUGACUGCAUAACAAAAUCGAUAUCCCCUUAUCCAAAAACUUCAUCAGUUGAAUCCUUAAAUAGUAACAGUGGAGUUGGAGGUACAAUAAAGUCACCCAAAAACAAUGAGAAAAACUUCCUGUGUACACGGGAAAGUUGUUCACCAAUUCCAAGACCACUGUUUUCGCCCAGACAUACUCCAACUAAGAAUACUACUACUACAAAUAGGAAAAAUAUAAGUUCUCUAGUACUUACACAAGAAACAACAAAUCAUAACAGCUAUACAGAUGCAAGCAGUUACAGUUCAGAAAAACAGUUUGUGGAAAUUGAAUCUCCAAAUAUCAGAGAAAAUCAUAUACAAAGCAAAAGAGAGGAAAGCCAUUCAGCAUCUUCAUUAUCCAAGUCUAGUGAAGGAAGAGACAAAAUGUGGUUGGACAUGCCCUGUGAUGCUACUCGUGUAUCGGGCCCCACUCAACAUCUUAGUCGCAAACGAAUGUGCAUAGAAGAUAAUCUAAGUAAUUCCAAUGAAGUAGAAAUGGAAGAAAAAGGAGAAAGGAGAGCAAACUUGCUCCCGAAAAAACUGUGUAAAACUGAAGAUGCGGAUCAUCAUAUCCACAAAAUGCCUGAAAGUAUAACUUCAUUAUCAACAAAUGACUUUUCUAUUCCUUGGGAGACCUGGCAAAAUGAAUUUGCAGGUAUAGAGAUGACUUAUGAGACUUAUGAGAGGCUCAAUUCAGAAUUUAAGAGAAGGAAUAAUAUACGACAUAAAAUGUUGAGUUAUUUUACUACGCAGUCCUGGAAAACAGCUCAACAACAUCUGAGAACAAUGAAUCAUCAAAGUCAGGAGUCUAGGAUUAAAAAACUUGAUAAAUUCCAAUUAAUUAUCAUAGAAGAGCUGGAGAAUUUUGAAAAAGAUUCACAGUCUUUAAAAGAUUUGGAAAAGGAAUUUGUGGACUUUUGGGAAAAGAUAUUUCAGAAGUUCAGUGCAUAUCAAAAAAGUGAACAACAGAGGCUUCAUCUUUUGCAAACUUCAUUGGCUAAAAGUGUCUUCUGUAAUACUGAUAAUGAAGAAACUAUUUUUACAUCUGAGAUGUGUUUGAUGAAAGAAGACAUGAAAGUCCUACAAGACAGGCUUCUUAGGGACAUGCUAGAAGAGGAGCUUCUUAAUGUACGCAGAGAACUCAUGUCAGUAUUCAUGGCUCAUGAAAGAAAUCUUAAUAUGUGAAAUCUAGUUUUUAUCAACAUACUUUAUCUAAUUAUUGUUUGUGUAUAACUGAGGAAAUAACAGAGUAGUUCUACAAUGAGAAAAAUGUACAUGUCACCCAGGCAACCCUUUGCAGGAAUCCUCAAAUUAAAAAAAAAAAAAAAGUAUUUUAAUGAAUAAGAAAGAACUACUAUAACGUGACUCCAAGCCCAGACUUUUGUCUACAGAAUAUUAUUUUUUAGUUUUGGAGAUAAAAGCUUUAAGAAACUUUUCGAGUUAAUUAUAUUUGUAAAAUGAGUUUCUUUACUAAAUUUGUGUAAAAUGUAUUAUUUUAUUACAUAAAAUGUGUUUUUGAAUCAAUGCAGUUUUGGGAUGAAUAUAUGUUAUUAAAAUAUGUUUAAUAGCUUAGAAUUCAAGUAAUAAAAAUUUAGCCACACUUACAAAGGGGAGGAAGUCCCUAAUUUAAAAUGUUUAACUGAGUGGUAGAUCAGAACUUUCAGCACACUGUUGGAAACAUUUAUUCAAUUACGGCUGUAACGUAUUAGGAGACACUAAAUGGCCUAAAAUAGCUACUACAUUCCUUACAUAUGUUAAUUCAAUAUAAAAGUCUUACUUCAUAAGCAGGCUGUUUGACAAAUACUUUUAAUCUACUAGUAGUCAUUGUAGUAUCUUGCUAGAUUAAUUUAUAAAAAUGAGUAUACAUUUGAUUUGCUUUUAAUGAAGUUGAAAUAAAUGCCUAUGUUACUUGAA